UUGCGGAUCAGACCUGCACAACGUUCAGGAGGAAUUUUGGACCAUUCCUCUUUACAAAACUGUUUCAGUUCAGCAAUAUUCUUGGGGUGUCUGGUGUGAACUGCUCUCUUGAGGUCAUGCCACAGCAUCUCAAUCAGGUUGAGGUCAGGUCUCUGACUGGGCCACUCCAGAAGGCGUAUUUUCUUCUGUUGAAUCCAUCCUGUAUGUAUUGUCCUGUUGCGUCACCCAACUUCUGUUGAGCUUCAAUUGGCGGACAGAUAGCCUUACAUUCUCCUGCAAAAUGUCUUGAUAAACUUGGGAAUUAAUUUUUCUGUCGAUGAUAGCAAGCUGUCCUGGCCCUGAGGUAGCAAAGCAGCUCCAAACCAUGAUGCUCCCUUCACCAUACUUUCAGUUGGAUGACGUUUUGGUGUGCUGUGCUGUGCCUUUUUUUCUACACACAUAGUUUUGUGUGUUCCUUCCAAACUACUCAUCUUUAGUUUCAUCUGUCCACAGAACAUUUUGCCAGUAGCGCUGUCGAACAUCCAGAUGCUCUUUUGCAAAUUUCAGACAUGCAGCAAUGUUUUUUUUGGACAGCAGUGGCUUCUUCCGUGUUGUCCUCCCAUGAACACCAUUCUUGUUUAGUGUUUUACGUAUCAUAGACUCUUCAACAGAGAUGUAAACAUGUUCCAGAGAUUUCUAAAAGUCUUUAGCUGAUACUCUAGGAUUCUUCUUAACCUCAUUGAGCAUUCUGCGCUGUGCUCUUGCAGUCAUCUUUACAGGCACUCCUAGGGAGAGUAGCAACAGUGCUAAACUUUCUCCAUUUAUAGACAAAGACAUAUUUGUCUUACCGUGGACUGGUGAGCAGCAAGGCUUUUAGAGAUACUUUUGUAACCCUUUCCAGCUUUGCGCAUGUCAACAAUUCUUAAUCUUGGGUCAUAUGAGAUCUCUUUUGUUCGAGGCAUGGUUCACAUCAGGCAAUGGUUCUUGUGAAUAGCAAACUCAAAUUUUGCGAGUGGUUUUUAUAGGGCAGGGCAGCUCUAACCAACAUCUCCAAUCUCAUCUCAAUGAUUGUACUCCAGGUUAGCUGACUCCUGACUCCAAUUAGCUUUUGGAGAAGUCAUUAGCCUUGGGGUUCACAUACUUUUUCCAAACUACACUGUGAAUGUUUAAAUUAUAUAUUCAAUAUAGACAAUAAUUUGUGUUAUUAGUUUGUCUGUUGUUGUGACUUAGAUGAAGAUCAGAUCUAAUUUUAUGACCAAUUUAUGCAGAAAUACAGAUAUUUCCUAAGGGUUCACAUACUUUUUCUUGUCACUUUUGUUCCGACAGUGCAGCAAUAGCUAACAAGUAAUAUCUAGCAAUUCCACAACAGAUACCAAAUACGCACAAAUCUAAGUAUAGGAAUGGAAUAAGAAUAUAUAAAUAUAAUAUAUGGAUGAGCAAUGACAGAGCGGCAUCGGUUAAGAUGCAAUAUAUAGUAUAUAAUACAGUAUAUACAUGAGUAAUGCAAGAUAUGCAAACAAUAUUAAAGUGGCAUUAUUAAAGUGACUAGUGUUCCAUUUAUAAAAAUAGCCAGUGAUUUCAAGUCUGUAUGUGGACAGCAGCCCCUUUGUGCUAGUGAUGGCUGUUGAACGGUCUGAUGGCCUUGAGAUAUAAGUUGUUUGUCUGUCUCUCUGUACCAGCUUUGAUGCACCUGUAUUGACCUCGCCUUCUGGAUGCUAAGCAGGGUGAACAGGCUGUAGCUUGGGUGGUUGUUGUCCUUGAUGAUCUUUUUGGCCUUCCUGUGACAUCUGAUGCUGUAGGUAUCUUGGAGGGCAGGUAGUUUGCCCCCGGUGAUGCGUUGUGCAGACCGCACCGUCCUCUGGAGAGCCCUGCGGUUGUGGGUGGUGCAGUUGCCGUACCAGGCGGUGAUACAGCCCGACAAGAUGCUCUCAAUUGUGCAUCUGUAAAAGUUUGUGAGGGUUUUAGGUGGAAAGCCAAAUGUCUUCAGCCUCCUGAGGUUGAAGAGGCGCUGUUGCCUUCUUCACCACACGGUCUGUGUGGGUGGACCAUUUCAGUUUGUCUGUGAUGUGUAUGCCAAGGAGCUUAAAACUUUCCACCUUCUCCACGCUGUCCCAUUGAUGUGGAUAGGGGCGUGCUCCCUCUGUUGUUUCCUGAAGUCCACGAUCAUCUCCUUUGUUUUGUUGAGUGAGAGGUUAUUUUCCUGACACCACACUCCGAGAGCCCUCACCUCCUCCCUGGAGGCUGUCUCGUCAUUGUUGGUAAUCAAGCCUACUACUGUUGUGUUGUCUGCAAACUUGAUGAUGAUUGAGUUGGAGGUGUGCAUGGCCACACAGUAAUGGGUGAACAGGGAGUACAGGAGGGGGCUGAGCACACACCCUUGUGGGGCCCCAGUGUUGAGGAUCAGCGAAGUAGAAAUGUUGUUUCCUACCUUCACCACCUGGGGUAGACCAUCAGGAAGUCCAGGACGCAAUUGCACAGUGUGGGGUUGAGACCCAGGGCCUCAAGCUUAAUGAUGAGCUUGAAGGGAACUAUGGUGUUGAAUGCUGAGCUGUAGUCAAUGAGCAGCAUUCUUACAUAGGUAUUCCUCUUGUCCAGAUGAGCUAGGGCAGUGUAGUGUGAUGGCGAUUGCAUCAUCUGUGGACCUAUUGGGGCGGUAAGCAAAUUGAAAUGGGUCUAGGGUGACAGGUAAGCUGGAGGUGAUAUGAUCCUUGAAUAGUCUCUCAAAGCACUUCAUGAUGACAGAAGUGAGUGCUACGGGGCGAUGGUCAUUUAGUUCAGUUACCUUUGCAUUCUUGGGUACAGGAACAAUGGUGGCCAUCUUGAAGCAUGUGGGGAUAACAGACUGGGAUAGGGAGAGAUUGAAUAUGUAUCCAGCUGCAUUCUAAACCUUUGGGGUCUUCUUUUUAGUGUGAGAGGCUCAACUCGUCCUCCUACUUUGUACUUACCACUCUUCAGCAUUAUACACAUACUCAAUCAUUUGGUGACGCAUCCAACUCUUCCUUCAUGUCAAUUUACUUUUUGGCUACAACCAUAGUCCACUUAGUGUUGUCCCCCACCUCUACUUCUGAGUUGUGAAAUCCUGAGCUGAACCUCUCAGAGGAAAAUCUCUAGACCCUAUCAUGACUUAAGAAUAUGAUUCAAAUGUCAUUUUUUCUCCCUUUCUGUCCAGGAAAUGGCCACUGCUCCUGGGGAGUAUGCCAAGCAGGGGUCAAAGUCCAGAGGUUAUCGACACAAGGAGGUGAUUCAGCAUCAGAGGGAGGCUCUGUCAGAGAUGAGGGCCAGGAUCGGAGCCUUGGAGCAAACAUGGCCCCUGAAGCGCUUCACCCAGCAGGGGGCACCUAAGAAACAAGCAGGGAGUGAGACGAGCAAACUCAGCACACCGAGGUCUGCAGUGAGUGCCUGGCCACUCCAUGGAGCAUUGGGGGAGGAGACCCUGGAGCGCACAGCCAGACUGGACCUAUCAGAUGCCCUGGACCUCAGCGAGAGGACAUACCUGGAUCUGGCACGGGCGCUGUGCGAGGCUCUGGAGUUGAGCGAGGGCCAGCUGCAGGGGUGUGUGUCCCUGCAGCACCUGCCCCAGGAGGAGAGGGCCAGUCUGGCUUCUUUGCGUCACGCAGACCUGGAGCUGCUCCGGAGCUGCAUGGCCCUACAGCACAGCCAGGCCCAGCGAAGUGAAACCCUACUGCAGCAGCAGCAUAGAGAAAUGACUACUCUCAGGGAGAGCCAGGCGGCGGGCCAGCAACUCCAGUCCAGGCUGGAUAUGCUGAGGACCGAGCUGGAGACGGAGAGCCAAGAGAGCUCCCUGCUCCGCGAGGCCUUGCGCCACACCCAGAGUCGUCUGGAACAUGAGAUAGACCUAAACACCAGGGGCGUAAAGAGCCGUAAGGCAGUGAGUGUGGAGAAAGUCCAGAGGAGGAGUGGGAAGACAGCCUCUCACAGCUGUGUCCGUACUGAGGCCGGCGACACGGCGACAGCGAAGACAUCCAGCCUGCUGGAGAGGCUGAAGGCGAGGGAGUACGAGGUGGAGACCCUGAAGAGGCAGCUGGGGAAGAAGGAGUUUGGCAAGAUGGCCUCCAAGCUGGAGCUGGCCAUUGUACAGCAGCAGCCUCAACAGGCCCCACCACUGACAGAGCCCUCCUAAUGUACUGUAAUCCUGCCCUACACUGGAGUGACUGGACACCAGGGGCAAGGAGACCGGCUCAAGGGUCCUUUUGACUUGAACAGCGGAGGACACUCAUUACUACGAGACUAGUGAACACUGCUAGUGUGCGUCACACCAUAGAAUUAGAAAUAUAGCACAGCAGGUCUACUAGAACUCACCGUCCCAUUCAAGUCAGUGUCAGUCUAUUUCAUUGCUUCACGCGUACUGUACCGCUGCUUCUGGCCAUGAGGAAGUUUCUGCUGGUGGCUGUAUACUACCACACAUCAGAGCCAUUUGUUCUAUAUACUGUAUAGCUUUGCACCACAUCGUAAUGAGUGAAUGCCCCUAUAGAGAUGAUGGAAUAGUCAAUGCAUGAGCAUGUGGGUGCUAAUGAUGUGUGUUUCAAAGGCAGCUUUUCUCAGCUUCCCUCUGAGCUUUGAAUGUAAAAAGUCUGUCGGGCUAUCUGCCACAGCUAUAUUAUUUUAGCCGGAACACUUCACCGCUCUUGUUCAUCCAUUCACCACGGAAAAUGAGGCCGUCUUUAUGCACGACAAUACAAAUGCGUUCUUCUGCAGACAUUUCUGCCGAUACAGUAUAAUAUUUUGGUUGACACGUCAUUGCGAUAUCUCAGCAAUAAAAAAAAAUGGCCACGGCGUCCAUUUGAGCGGCUAUUUCGGGAGUGUGAGUGCUAAUGACAGGAAUAUGCCCCUGAACCGCAGAUACAAAGAAAAAAGGAGUUUGUUAUUCCUCCUAUCUGCAGUAGACCUCCUCCCCCACUCCCGCCCUCCUCGCUAUGCCUCGAGGAUGUUGUGGUCCCGUUAUCGCAGUGGGCAGAGAGAAAAGCUGAUUCAUUUAUUCAUCAUCAGAGCCUUUUCUUGCUCACAGCAGCACACACCGUCACAGUCACGUGAGCAUAGGAUGAGAGAGAGUGGUUUGUGUGUAUAGGUGCGUAUGUGUAUGUGGGAAGGUGUGAAAGGGUCAAGCGUGAGAGAGCAUGCGCAUCAGUGUGUUGUUUUGAGUGCGUGUUUGUGACGUGUGGCAGUGUUCAUGACGUGUGUGAGUGAGUAGGCCUAUGUGUGAGUCUCUCUCGGUUUGUGCAUGUGAUUGUGUAUGUGUGCAUGUGCAAAAUCUAUUAUUCAGGAUAUUAAUCCUCCAUUGUUCUACAUAAAGCAGAUGCCACAGAUAAUAGAGCCAGUACAUGGUUUGGUUUCUCUCUCUAUUUGUUUGACUCAAUUCCCAUAAGGCAAGGUUCCCAAACUGGCAGCCUACCAAGUGAUUUUAUUUGGCCCCCCAAGUUUUCUCAGCAAUAAAAAUAAAAAAGGUUUAUAAUUAUUAUUUUUUUAUUUUAAUUGUUAGACAUUUAAGACUGUAAAAACACCAGCAAAUCAGCUCAAAGUCAUUUUAAUUUUGGAAAUCUGUUCCAAAGUAAUCUCACGCAUAAUGGAGAAAUAUAUGUGAUCGUAUACAAAUAUAGGUUUGAAAUUAUUAUGCUUUUGUGAAAUAUGAUAUCUGUUUGGGGUUUUUUGCGAUCAAUUUGCAGUCUACAAAUUAUUUCUAUUAUUAUUUCAAAUUAUUAUGUUCCGGGCCUCUGACCGUCUGCUCGAGAAAAUAUUGUCCCGCAGCUGAAUCUAGUUGAUGAUCCCUGUCGUAAGAGAUAAUGAGGGCUACUCCUAAAAAAGCUUCAUGUCUUCCUCACUCACUGACCCAGAUUUGGUAUUUUAGUGCAUACAAGCAGAUGGUACAAUUUUUUUGAUGGUACAAUGUUUCUUUGUUGCCUCCAGGCAAAAGGCUGCAUCAGUCUGUCAUCAUUGCUCCUCUCUGAUGUUUGCUAUGGUCUACCUACCUCUAUGGCCAUGUGCAUCAGUAUAACUUCACCCCAAUGCAUUACUACUUGUUUCGGUGUCUUUCAGACAUGUUUGUCACUCUAUGCACUUUUGUUUUUAUUGUCUGGACCAUCACAGACAAACCACUGAUUCAUCUCCAGACGCCAUUAUAGUUUGUCUGCUUUCAUUAAUCAUGAUCAAUUAUGUCUGUUUUUAACAUGAGCAUGUCACUCACUGGCAUUGGUAUGCCUUUGAUUUCAGCUGGCAGUCCACAGCGCUGUGUUGAGUUGUUGCUAAUUAUAUGUGUUGACCUCAGCAAUUACUGCUCCUCCUCAGUCAGCCCCUUCUGAGUGGACACAACCAGCUCAUUGGCACUGUGCAGAUUCCAACGUGUUCCUUAAAGGCACAAUCUGUGAUAUUUCCUGCUGUUCAAUGGUAAAAUCAAUUCAUGAUCUUGUUCUUGAGGAAUAUAACUUAAACAUUUUAUGGCCUGUUUAGUCCUUACAUUCGUAGAUGCGCCGAUAAAGUUGGCAGUGGUUGCAUUUCUCCAGCUCCCAUCCCUCAGCUCAGUCACAAUGCUACUGUUUGGGCUGAAACUUAACACCAGAUUUUGGCUUUCAUCUUUUUAUAAUCAGCAGAGUGCCCCUGGUUCGCACCAUUGCCUUCGCAAACAGCUAGCUCAGCCACAGUCUCAGUGGCUUCCAUUAGCAAUGCUGAGUCAAGCUUGACCUCUCCUCACUGGUCAUUUACUUAAAGACUAUUCUGUUUUGUUUUAUUAUAAUGUAGGCUAUCCGUGUUGAGAUUCAUUCACACAGAGUUUGUAAAAGCAUUGAGGUUCAGUUGACCUACAUCUGACAGUAUAAAUAAGUAUAAAGUAUACAUAUGACAGUAUUUUCUGAUAAGCUGCCACUUCAACAAUAUAUUAUUACACUGGACAAAAAUAUACAUGCAACAUGUAAAGUGUUGGUCCCAUGUUUCAUGAGCUGAAAUAAAAUGUAUUUGUUUA
Molecule: messenger RNA, 6949 nt
Organism: Oncorhynchus keta (chum salmon)
Lineage: Eukaryota; Metazoa; Chordata; Actinopteri; Salmoniformes; Salmonidae
Product: forkhead-associated domain-containing protein 1-like
Exons: 7
Coding region: 3152-4120 (322 amino acids)
Source: RefSeq, a predicted model, not a curated record